AUGGCGGCUGAGCAGACUGAGAAGGCGUACCAGAAGCAGCUUGGCGUGAACGUCGGCUUCGGCCCCAAGGGCAAGAAGGCGCGUCCCGGCAAGAACGGUACCCGCUACUACAAGAACGUCGGUCUUGGCUUCAAGACCCCGCGUGAGGCUAUCGAGGGCACCUACAUCGACAAGAAGUGCCCCUUCACCGGUAACGUGUCCAUCCGCGGCCGCAUCUUGACCGGCCUCGUGAAGACCCACAAGAUGAACCGCACCCUCAUCAUGCGCAUGGACUACCUCCACUACAUUAAGAAGUACCAGCGUUACGAGAAGCGCCACACCAACCUCCCGGCGCACAUCUCCCCCUGCUUCCGCGUCAAGGAGGGUGACACCGUGGUCGUGGGCCAGUGCCGCCCUCUCUCCAAGACUGUCCGUUUCAACGUCCUCAAGGUCAUUCCUUCCGGUUCCAAGAGCGGCAAGUCCUUCGCUGCGCACUAA
Molecule: messenger RNA, 477 nt
Organism: Micromonas commoda
Lineage: Eukaryota; Viridiplantae; Chlorophyta; Mamiellophyceae; Mamiellales; Mamiellaceae
Product: ribosomal protein
Exons: 3
Coding region: 1-477 (158 amino acids)
Biological process (GO): translation
Cellular component (GO): ribosome; cytosolic small ribosomal subunit
Molecular function (GO): structural constituent of ribosome
Source: RefSeq, a predicted model, not a curated record